Messenger RNA from Fusarium redolens, 2012 nucleotides. RefSeq lists its product as uncharacterized. The transcript is spliced from 2 exons. Lineage: Eukaryota; Fungi; Ascomycota; Sordariomycetes; Hypocreales; Nectriaceae. The record is from RefSeq and is a predicted model, not a curated record. The coding region runs from base 134 to 1675 and encodes 513 amino acids.
AGCCAGCAUCACUCUUUCACAGCCGGUUGCGUCUGCCACUCUUUACUAACCCAGUUUUCACAUUCACUCUUUUUGUUUUUCUGUUUUACAUCCAACUUAAUCACUCUCUUUUUCUGAUAUCCAUCUGUUCAAGAUGAGAUACUCCCUCGGUUUCUCUGGUCUUUUGACCAUGGCCUUGAGCUCGACUGGUCUCGCUCAGUCUACUCCUGGACCUACUACCACCGACUUCAGCACCUCUGGCGGCAUGAACGUGCCCACCUCAGUCACCUCCCAGCUGCCCGUCACUUUCACCACCACCUUGACCACCAUGGCCAGACCCACCAAGUCUCCUGUCCCUGGCAAGUGUGAGUGCGGCACUGGAACCUGCUUCACCCCCGAGAUCUGCAGUAUCGAGUGUACCACCGUGUACGAGGACUGCUGCAGCAUUGAGGGCUCUGACAUUCAGGCCUGCAAGAGUCAAUACACCAUCUGUCUCGGCUACAACCCCUACGAGUCUGUCUUCGUCAAGCCUACCAGCUGCAAGCAUGACAAGAGCUACUACAUUGAGUACGAGUCCAAGUACACUAGCUCUUACUUCGAGGAGAAGUACGGCUACUACUACUCUUCCUCUUCUUACUCCACCUCUUCUUACCACUCUGGUUACCACGCUGGUUACUACACUGCCGAAUACUGCUGCCUUGAGUGCACCACCAUCUACGAUGAGUGCUGCGCUGUUCCCGGUGCCGAUAUCGCUAUCUGCAAGGAGAAGUACACUGUCUGCCUCGGCUAUAACCCCUUCAUCGUCCUUCCCUGGGAGGAGCCUUCUGUCUGCAAGCACGAGGAGUCUUACUACAAGGAGUACGAGUCCAAGCACGGCGAGUCUUACUACAACUCCAAGUACGACAAGCACUACGAGCACUCCGAUGUUGAGGUCGAUGUUGAGCAAUGCUGCAUUGAGUGCACUACUGUCUAUGAUGAGUGCUGCGCUGUUCCCGGUGCCGAUAUCGCUAUCUGCAAGGAGAAGUACACCGUCUGCCUCGGCUACAACCCUUGGGAUGUUACCCCAUUCGUCAAGCCCACUGUCUGCAAGCACGGUGAGGACUCUGGUUCCAAGUCAAACAACAACAAUGGCGGUUCCAGCUCCAGCUCCAGCUCCAGCUCUGAGGAGGAGUGCUGUGUCCAGUGCACCACUGUCUACGAUGAGUGCUGCUCCAUUGACGGCCACGACAUCGAGGUCUGCAAGAAGGAGUACGUCGUCUGCCUUGGCUACAACCCCUGGGACGUCACCCCCUUCGUCAAGCCCACUGUCUGCAAGCACGGCGAGGAUUCCGGCUCCAAGUCAAACACCAACGGUGGCUCCAGCUCCAGCUCCAGCAAGUCUGAUGACUACUCCAAGACCUCUGGCUCCAAGUCCGACAGCUCCAGCAAGUCUGGCUCCGAUGAGGAGUGCGCUGUUGAGUGCACCACUGUCUACAAGGCUUGCUGCGACGCUUCUGGUGCUAUCAUUGAGACCUGCAAGACUGCCUACACCACCUGCCUCGGCUUCAACCCUUGGGAUGUCACCCCCUACGUUGAGCCUACCGUUUGCAAGAAGGGAGGCAAGCCUUCUGGUGAUGAUGUUGUCAUCGUCUCCGGUGGUGAGCGUGUCCGCCCCGUCCUGGCUCUCCUUGCCAUGGGUGCCAUUGUUCUCCUCUAAACGACUAGCGACUAUGUAGCCGCAUAAUCUUCGCUUCGUUCUUCUAUUUCCACUCCGUUGCUCUGGGGCACCCGCACCUUGCCUUCUUACUUUCUCAGUGGGAUGUCUGUUUCUGUGCAGUGGAUGCUUAACAUUCUUAUCUUUUGAUGAUCUUAUGGUUUUAUGGGUGUUGCCGCAUACUCGGCCUAAAAUAGUGCACGAUAGACACGUACGUAAUAUCGACGACUGGAUGGAGAUUCUCUGGAUGGCGGUCCUGGGCUCUUGGGGGCGAUUACAUGUAUUCCAUAGUCUACUUUAGACUCUGUGCCCAGAGCUCAAUUCACUUCUCUGUCAACUA